GUUCUUCCACAGGACUUGACGUCACCUGCCGUUGGAGGUCUAAUCAGAUCUUUGUAAACAGUUUCUGUCAGGUGGGGAUCGGUCAAUGGGCUCUGUUCAUCAGGGAAGAAACCGCUCGAAAAAUCUUACAGGACCAGCUGGGCUGACCUGCUCUGAAAUUGUUUUGUUCAGUAUUUUCUAACAUAACGGGGAUGGCGCCAUUCCCAUCGCCAAUAUGCACGUAAGACAUCUUUUAGAUACAGACGCGAACAUGUACCCAGGUUCCGUAAAACGCGCAGGGCAUUAUCUUGGUGCCCCAGACUUCGUCAACCCGCCACAAUACCCGGAAUACGGGCAGUAUCAUGUGUCGGGGCUGAAUCUGGACGGGACCACUCAAACAACCACCUCCUGGCACUACGGACCAGCUCGCCAGGAUUGGAGUGCUUAUCCCCAGACACUCCAGAAUGGCUUGUACCGCUUGAACGCAUCACCCGGGACCGCUUACUGUCCGGCGGAGUACAGUCCCGGGCCUCAGUCAGAGCUAAGCAUAGUUCAGGCGCUGAACACCAAUUCCAGUGAGUGCCUUAACGCCAACAGCCCGUAUUGUUACCAGUGGACAAAUCGGAGUACGCCGACAGCUAACAACAGCUCAGGGAAGACCAGAACGAGGGACAAGUAUCGCGUGGUGUACACUGACCACCAAAGGCUGGAGCUGGAGAAGGAGUUCCGCUUCAGCAGCUACAUCACCAUCAGAAGGAAGGGUGUAGUUCUGUUUCUGGCCAGCUAG
Molecule: messenger RNA, 766 nt
Organism: Lepisosteus oculatus (spotted gar)
Lineage: Eukaryota; Metazoa; Chordata; Actinopteri; Semionotiformes; Lepisosteidae
Source: RefSeq, a predicted model, not a curated record